This is a messenger RNA of Paraphaeosphaeria sporulosa, 1179 nucleotides long. Its product is annotated as alpha/beta-hydrolase. The transcript has 3 exons. Lineage: Eukaryota; Fungi; Ascomycota; Dothideomycetes; Pleosporales; Didymosphaeriaceae. Gene Ontology annotation, molecular function: hydrolase activity. The coding region runs from base 110 to 1003 and encodes 297 amino acids. The record is from RefSeq and is a predicted model, not a curated record.
UCCCCGAACCCAAAUGCAUAGAUCCGCUUAUCCUGCUUCUACUCGAACAGCACCAAGCUGCGAAGCCUCGCUAGAUUCAGCAAACACAUUGUAAUACCAUAGCAUCGAAAUGAGUUCGUGCCCGUGGACCAAUAAGAAGGAGGAAGGAAAGGAAACUGCAUGCGUGGAGUGCAUCAGUGGUACCAUUCAUGCUGGGCUCCCACAGGGAACGAUCGAGCCGCUCUACGGUCUGAACACCUAUAUCGUUGGCAACAGAACAAAUCCACGCGCCAUUAUUGUCAUUUACUCCGAUGUCUUCAGUCACAACCUGCCAAACAACAAGCUUAUCGCAGAUUCAUAUGCGAAGAGUGGAGAGUACCUCGUCUACAUGCCUGACUUCUUUGAAGGUGAUCCUCUAGGUCUCAACCUCGCCGAUGUCCUGAUCCCUACCGAUGCAGCAAAACAAUCCGUUCUCUCAAAGUACGGGGGUCUACUAGCCGGCAUGCCAGGUUAUUUGAUGUGGAUUAGCAGACACGGAAAGGACAAGACGCACAAAGCAUGCGUCGAUUGGCUACAGAAGUUGAGGCGAUCAGACGAGGUGAAGGGAAAAAAGAUUGGAAUGGUUGGCAUGUGCUGGGGCGGCAGAUUUGUGUUUCGUGCUGCACGCUCGUCUGAGUCGAUCCAACUUGCAGACGGCAAGAAGGUGCCGCUCAUCGACGCCGGAGUGGCUCUCCACCCUUCCAAUGUGGUGCUUCCGGAGGACGUCGAAGGUUUGACGGUUCCUGUGAGUGUCGGUUGGGGUGAGGUGGAUAUCGUUACACCCUUCAAGCAGAAGGGUCAGAUCGAAGAAAUCAUGAAAAAGAGGGCAGAGGCCGGGGACCCUCCCCCAGAGAUGGAGCAUAAGGUAUAUACGCCAGGUAGGCACGGGUUUAGCGUGAGAGGAAACCCCGAAGAUCCGGCUGAGAGGAAAGCGCUCGAAGACUCGGUGACGCAGGUCUUAGAUUGGUUUGAAAAGCGACUUUGAGGUUGCUGACACUCUCGGUGAUCCUUUAAGCAUGAUACAGAUCACCGGGCCCGCCGGUUUCGGCGAACGUGGUUUUUGCGGUCUGUUUCCGUAGCCGAGAUUAACGAGCGAGGAAUAUUUGAGCUCAUCGCAGACUUAUUUUCGAAAAUUGAGCCCAUUCUAUAUGAUCUAUACAC